GUUUCCUCUGUGCGUGACGCAUCCAUGUCAAACAUACGAAAGUGUUCUCACUGGUAAUUGGCGUUGUGCUAUAGGUAUGGACACCACAUAUUAACAAAGUUCACUGCACGUAAGUAGGAAAAUGUAAAAACGUUGUUGAUGAGCACGUGCGAUGGCGAGCAAGGCGCUAACGACCCUGGCGGGGCCCACGGCUGGGGCUCCAACGCACACCCCGUCAGCAAGCCAAUCUUUGCCAACAUUCCCAACCACUGCAACUUACACCACCACGGCCUCCCCUGACAACACCACCACUGCAAAACCACCGACGGAAGAUGAUGGCUUCUGCAAACUCAUACUCUACAUGGAGAUUGGAGACUCUAGGACACUUAGACAACAAGACCAGCAUUAGGCGUGUCCUGGUGGUCACCUCGAUGAUUGCCCUGCCGUACUCUGUGGUGCAAGGGGCGCUGGAGGUCCUCACGCCAGACCAAGACUUCUAUGUUCCUGCCAAGGACUAUGACCUCUUUGGUCACGGUGGAUCGCUCUUCUGGAUGAUAUCAUCCAUUGUCUUUACGCUGAUCUACUCAUUCAUCUUGGUGUUGAGACUUGACUGGCUGAGAAAGCGUUUCUUAUUCCUUCUGUGGAUGCCAAUGAAACGUGCCUUCUACGUGUACCUUGGGUUCCUAGCUGGUCUUAACCUAAUCCAGAGCAUUGGGAGUGGCCUCUACCAUGCCCAUAUUGCUGUGGGUUUGUGCCUAGUCAAUGCCACCACUUGGACUUACUUUUCCCUCCUGACACCCCUUAUAUACUACACAUUCAUAUCAGAAUUCUUUGGUCAGAAAAGUCGGGAGCAAGUUGAGAAUAUUGUUUUCUCAUAUAAGUCUGAAGAUGAUGAGGACACCAGUUCCCUGCCUCUUCCGGGUGCUGAGUUCCCACAGCAAAAUAUUUACCAGUCUGGAAGUGCUCCAUACAGCAGCCUGUCAGAAGAGGUUGGGAGUGAUGGCCAGACUCCAGUUAAUCCCUUAUACUCUGCUUCCCUCCAGAGCCCAGACUCCAUCACUGGAUAUUCCAUCAACUCCGUCGAUGAUAUUACUAUUAAUGCUUAUAAUAAGUCUCAGGCACAGUGAAACUGGUCAUAAUCAAUGUAAAGUAUGCAGAUUUGCAUCAGUAGACCAAAAUAUUUGGUCUUAAAUGUAUGUGAUGUUACUCUACAAUCCAAAGACUUUGAUAAGGACACAUUGGAAGAAUAAUGUUGAAAAUUAUGUUUUAAUUGUGUAAAUGAAUGAAUGAUGUCUAUUUUAAUUGUGGAAAUGAUUGAAUGAAUUGUCUUAAUUAUGUAAGUGAAUAACUGAGAUUGUGUAUGUAAAUGAGUAUGUGGGAAAGAGCAUUUAAUGUAGUGAAUGACUGAAUGAAUAAGUGAAUGAUCAUAUUAUUAUUAUUAUAAUUAUUUUGUGUGUGUGUGUGUGUGUGUGUGUGUGUGUGUGUGUGUGUGUGUUUGACUUUGUCAGUGGAUAUGUGUGCGUGUGUGUGUGUGUGUUUGUGGACAUGUGCCUGUGUAUAUGUAUAUAUGUGUUUGUUUGUUGUGCACAUAUUUGUACAUGAGUAUGCAUGUAUAUGUGUACUAGCAUAUGGUUUCACUGAUAUAUGUGUGUAUGAUUGUCUUUACAUUUUUCAACUCAAGCACACAUACACACAUAUAUAUAUUAUACAGUAUAUAUAUUGUAUAUACUUCAUCAACUUCCAUCUCCAUUAUUGUCUUCAGAAGUUGCAGCAUAAAGGUUAUUUUGUACAUUGACUGUAAAAUUACAUUUUUUAUUAUUAUGAUUUCUUGUAACCUUUCAUAUUAACUGUGAUCCAUCCAUAUUUCAGAAUUAUAUUUGUGUUAUAGUGUUACAGGUAAUUAUUAUUAUUAUUACUGUUAUACAUUUCAGUCUAGUUUAUGUUUUCUGACCAUGUUUCUCACAUAUCUGUCUAGGUAUGAAGAAACUACUUUUGAGCUUGUUAGAGAUACUCAUUAAUACACAAAAUUGAGUCAGUUUUGUUUGGUAAUAUGAACAUUAUUUUAAUUAAAAUUUUGUAUGUAUAGAAUUAUUCUGUACAUACAGAAUUCUAAUGAGCAGUGAAGUAAAUUUCUUUGAUUAAUAUUGGGAAAAUUAUUAGUUAAUUUUUAGUGGGAACCUUGAAAGAAAAUAGGUUAGUAGAUUGAAGAAUUGUGACAAAGCACAGGCAAUAUAUACUUGUAUAUUACUUACUAAUCUUAAAGUUUAAUAAUAACAUGUUAAUCAUUAUAUGCUAGUAUAAAACCACUCAGAUGGUUGUUUUAUACAAAAUCAUAGGACUUUUCAUUCCAUUAUCACUCACACUCACUGAUAUUCUUAAGUUGUGUAUCUUUGCUUUUUUUCUUUUGCUAGUCUCUCUUACACACAUGCAAUUAUUAUGUGUGUAUGAACAUGCAUACACACACCACUCCUGGACUUGCAUACCCACACACACUCAUACUCACAAUCACAAUGACACUGAUACUCGUACUUAUUCUUUAACUCACUCACACAUUCAUAACUCAGUCACCACUUACUUACUAACUCACUCAUUACUCACACUUAUUCAUGCUCAUACACCAACUCAAAUGUACUCAUGCACUCACAUGUACUUUCACUCACUCACUCACUCACUCAUUCACUCUCACUGUCUCACUCUAUCAGUCAUGAACUCUUUCAGUUAGUCAGUCAUCCACUUGCUUAGUUACUCACUUGGUCACCUACACUCACUCUCACUCUCACUCUCACUCUCACUCUCACUCUCACUCUCACUCUCACACUCAUAUGCACACACACACUCAAAUGCUCACUCUCUCUCUCUCACUCACUCCCUUUUAUUUGCAUUAACAUUGGCAAACUCUCAAAAUGUAUUUUUUGCACCUUGUGAUAAAUAUGGUAAUUGUUCCGUAAACAUAUGAAAAACAGUGUAAGCUGAACAAUAGGUUGAUAUAUUCAAGCA
Penaeus monodon (black tiger shrimp) is the source of this 2976-nucleotide messenger RNA. Its product is annotated as transmembrane protein adipocyte-associated 1-like. Gene Ontology annotation, cellular component: plasma membrane. Gene Ontology annotation, biological process: G protein-coupled receptor signaling pathway. Gene Ontology annotation, molecular function: G protein-coupled receptor activity. The record is from RefSeq and is a predicted model, not a curated record. NCBI's taxonomy places the organism in Eukaryota, Metazoa, Arthropoda, Malacostraca, Decapoda, Penaeidae.